Molecule: messenger RNA, 3366 nt
Organism: Oikopleura dioica
Lineage: Eukaryota; Metazoa; Chordata; Appendicularia; Copelata; Oikopleuridae
Source: the annotation of a GenBank genome assembly
AUGAAUCGGCUCUUGAGGAUAAGAAAAAUCGCUCGUGCUAGAAUUGGGCCUCAAAUUUCCUCGCGGUCGUUUUUGAACAACCCUGAAGUCGAUGAAGAGGGGAAAAGAUUGAAGAAAAAGCUGAAGCAAGAAGAAAAUUUGUACAAAAUCCUGGAUGUUCCGCGAUUCGCAACGUCAGAAGAAAUCAAGAGGCAAUACCGCCAUCUUGUUAAAAUCCACCAUCCAGACAGAGGAGGAGAUGAAGAACUGUUCUUGAAGAUCAAUGAAGCUUACAAGAUUCUUAACGAUCCGGAGAAGCGAAAAGAAUAUAAUUUGAAGAAACGCGAUAAGGAGGAAAAACGCAUCUUUGUUGAUUCGAAGUCGAAAGAGGAGCUCAGACACAUGAAAUUAUCGGAGAUAAUGGAUAAGACGCAGUUAUCGUAUAGACACAGAAGCUUCGAGGGCUUCAACUUGAUUCUCGGCUUGGCAAUGCCGAAACCAGCGGCGCCGCUUUUCGCCAAAAUGGUGCCGCUGAUUUGCUUCGCCGAUUUAGCCUUACUAUAUUCCUAUAUGAGCGGCAAUUUCGACCUGAUAAUCGACGAUUUCUCAACAUAUCUUGCUUCGUCUCCAAGUGGUGCAGAAGGCCACACUCUUCGGUAUUCCUUCUUUACUCUUGUAAAUACUGCCGCAAUUAUUGGAACGACGUUCUGGGCUGGCUGCCAUCACUAUUUUGUCAAAAUGCUUCAGCACUUGAGCUACCCGACUUUCAUGUGCUACUCGAUCAGCUAUAACGAGGAGAAGGAUGAAAUGGUAAUGAUUCUAGCGGAUAGCGACAAAUGGAAAAUGUGGGCGCCAAGAAGAUUGUUUGUCACGGUCAAAGAAGCGUCCAAAAUUGACUUUGAACCGGGACUUGACAAUGUCGAUCAGGGAAUUGGAGUCCAUCUCAAUCAACAAUUCUUCAACGAAAAUAAUGCGAGUUCACAAAACUACCCGUCGAUUCAGCCGUAUGCCCAUUUAUUGCGCCAAUGUCCACAAGUGUUCAAAAGCUCAGAAAAAUUAAAACGCAAAGUUCUAUUACUGUCGACGAACAGAUCCAGAUGCGACAAAAUAAGGAGUUUUAUCGAGACCGUGAAAUUCGAGUUUAUUCAAGUUUCCAAAUUCGAUGAGACGACUCUUUUCGAACACGAUUUGCCCCAGUUUGCUUCCGUUAUCUUCUGUUCCUUUCAAGAUCAUAAUGAAAUCUCCAAGUACGAAUCAUUCUAUGCCGCUCUUCAAUCCUAUCAGUUGAAACAUUCCAUCGGAAAGAUUAUCAUCGCCAAUAAAACCGACGAGCCCCUAUCUUCAAUUCCCCACGUGACCACCACCUUCUCUGAGGAAAUCGGAGAAACGCCCUUUCUUCUCCAUGAUUCCAGCCUGCUGCGCAUCACCAAGUCGCACAAAGAUCAUUUUCUUCUCACCUUUCAUAAAGGAACUUUCCACAUUGAAGUUGAAGAAGGAGUUUUGCAUGAAAAAGUGACGCAGAAAAUAACUGGUGAUAAAUGGAGUACCGGUGUCGCGCAUAUUUGCCAGAAGCAAUCUGAUCCUGAAACGAUCAUCUUCGGCAUGGGAGCCGAGUUCUUCGUCAAUCAAAUGCUCCUCCUCGAUAGCAUCUAUUACACGUCGAAGGGGAUACUUCAGAAACCGCUGGAGAAGAAUAUCCAGAUCGACAUCGAUGAUAUCUUUGUCGGGGAACCCGGAACGAGAAUAGGUGUUUCCGACGUGGAUGCUAUGAUCGCUUUUACGGACAAGUGGAAAGAACAAAUUCCUGGUUUCCAUUUCGUCGUCGGAUUUUCGGGCAAAUUUUUCAACAGAGGAAAUGAUACGGAAGACGCGGGAGAUGCGUAUAUUCUUGAAAAACGAGAUCAUUUCCGCUGGUUCGGCCAUAUGUUCAGUCAUAUGAAAUCGAUCAUGUUCGAAGACGACGAUAGCUUAUGCCGAUACAUGGCUGACAACAAGAAAUUCGGCGUCAAAAAUCAACUUCCAUUCGAAACUGGAUAUGCUGUCGCGCCUCAUCAUGCUGGCGUUUACCCUGUUCAUGAACCGCUGUAUCACUGCUGGAGAGAAGUCUGGGGAGUGAAGAUAACUUCGACAGAGGAAUAUCCUCAUCUGUACCCAGCUACCAAAAGAAGAGGUUUUCUUCAUCAAGGCCUCCAAGUCCUCCCUCGUCAAACCUGCCGCCUCUACACGCACACUCAGUACUACAAAAAGUUCCCCAACGGACCACAAACGCUCGAAUCCUCCAUCCAUGGAGGCGAGCUUUUCUCGCAACUGCUCCUCAAUGAAAUGAACAUCUUCAUGACACACGUUCAAAACUACGGAGGGGAUCGUCUGUCGCUUUAUACUUUUGGAAAUGCGUUCGAGUUCCUGUUCAAAAUGACCAAUCUGCGGCUUGUUCAAUUGCCCACCCAGCAACUUGCUGACAAAUAUUUCAAAAACAACCCGAACGAGGCCGAAACGCCAACUUGGACAAACCCUUGUAAUGACAAACGACACUUGGAAAUUCUUCCCGAAGGGAGAAAAGACAAGUGCAAGAAUCUUCCUGACUUCGUCAUCGUUGGCCCUCAGAAAACUGGUACUACAGCGUUGAUGAACUUCCUCAAGCAUCAUCCCACCGUUCUUUCUUCUUUUGAUUCUCCAACGACUUACGAAGAACUUCAAUUCUUCUCUAGCCAGAAUUACAAAAACGGGCUCAAUUGGUACUUAGAUCUCUUUCCUGACAGACCAAAAGAAGAAAAAACGAUGAUCUUCGAAAAAUCAGCCACAUAUUUCACUUCAAGCCCGACGAUUCCAAGAAUUAAAGCUCUCUUGCCAACGGUGAAGAUAGUUUCGGUUCUUUUAGAGCCCGGUGCUCGCGCCUACAGCUGGUACUUUCACCAAAGAGCGCAUAAUAUUCCCGCAGCGAUGAAAUACAGCUUCAUGGAAGUUCUCAAUGCGAAGGAAGGAGAUGAUUCGCAACUGUUAGAUCUUCAAAAUCGCUGCCUUGCCCCUGGUAACUACGCAAAGCACCUUUCAAAAUGGAUAUCAGCUUUCGAAUCAAAUGUUGUAAUUGUCGAUGGCGACAAAUUAAAAAGCGAUCCCAUCUCGGCGAUGAACGACUUCCAGCAUGAUAUAGGGACUCCUACUUUUGUAGAUUACUCGAAGCUAAUUGCGUUUGAUGAACAAAAGGGGUUCUUCUGUCCUCUGGAGGGCGAAAAGACGCACUGCUUGGGUAUAUCAAAGGGUCGGAAAUAUCCAGAUAUGCCAGAAGACUGUCGGAAAGCAAUUGAUGAGUUCUAUGCGCCUCUGAAUUUAAAUCUGAAAGAAUUGCUUACAAAACAUGAGCUACCGUAUCCCUCCUGGCUCAAGUAG